Molecule: messenger RNA, 576 nt
Organism: Gasterosteus aculeatus aculeatus (three-spined stickleback)
Lineage: Eukaryota; Metazoa; Chordata; Actinopteri; Perciformes; Gasterosteidae
Source: RefSeq, a predicted model, not a curated record
CACCGUGAGCGACGACUCUGCAGGCCAGAACGGCACCGUGAGCGACGAUGCCGCCGCAGGUGGCAACAACGGCACCGUGAGCGACGAGGCCGCUGCAGGUGGCAACAACGGCACCAUGAGAGACGAGGCCGCAGGUGGCAACAACGGCACCGUGAGCGAAGAGGCCGCAGGUGGCAACAACGGCACCGUGAGCGACGAGGCCGCAGGUGGCAACAACGGCACAGUGGGUGACUAUGACUACGAAGUCCAAAAUGGCACAAAGGGCGCCGACGCCGCAGGCGGCAACAACUGGACUCUGGCCGACGAAUCUGCAGGCCAAAACGGCACCGUGAGCGACGACUCUGCAGGCCAAAACGGCACCGUGAGCGACGCCUCUGCAGGCCAAAACGGCACCGUGGGCGACGACUCUGCAGGCCAAAACGGCACCGUGGGCGACGACUCUGCAGGCCAAAACGGCACCGUGAGAGACGACUUUAAAGGCCGCAACAGCACUCUGGGCAAUAGUUCCUCUUAAGACAUUUUGGCUUGUACCUACUUUUAAUCUCUGGUGUUAAAUAAAACUGUCCCUGAAAUUGC